AUUACAUUUGUGAAGAGCUGACCUAUCAUUCAUUCAUUCAUUUUUAAAGAAAUGUUGCCGAAAAUAAUUCUUUUACUGGGUUUACUGUGCAUGGUGACCUGCAAUGACACACCUGGAUUUUUCUUGAAAGUAUCGAAAAAUAUUCCACGAAUUGGUCGACGUUCAAGUGAUUUCGAUAAUUUCUUCUUAAAAUCGUCAAAGAAUGUCCCGAGAAUAGGACGACGCGAUCAGUUUGUGGAAGACUCACAUUCACCCGAAGUACGAGCUCAACAAUGGUACGAUCAAAUAAUGACAUCAUCGAAACGAGCAGCCGGAUACAAUAACGUUCAGCCAUUUGACUCGAAAUUUCUACUGGACAUUUUCGCUCGAGAGCACAUUGAUCCGGAGGACUUUAGGUUUGUGUCGUGGCAAGAUUUUGAUAUUGCCUUGGAAAGUGACGAACAGCUGUUCAAGAAACUAAUCGAAUUGGCAAAGACAAACCAGGAAGUGGCGGCUAUGACACAUAAUGUUAAUAUUGAUAAAUUCGUGCCCAUGAAUGGUGGUACUAGCUUAUUUUAUAGAACUGAAAGGUCGGACACAAAUGCUAAUGGCAAUAAGGAAUUUAAUAAGGAAAGAAUUGAGUAUCAAUCCUAAUUCAGUUUGAUACUUAUAAUGGCCAACUAAUUUAUUGUGACUUUAAAUUUAUUAAUUAUUAUUAAACCAGCAAAAAGGAAAAUCUCUGAAAAUGUGUGCAUUUUUUCGAAGUUAAAGAUAUACGUA
Molecule: messenger RNA, 759 nt
Organism: Bradysia coprophila
Lineage: Eukaryota; Metazoa; Arthropoda; Insecta; Diptera; Sciaridae
Gene: ETH
Product: Ecdysis triggering hormone
Source: RefSeq, a predicted model, not a curated record